Messenger RNA from Mucor mucedo, 477 nucleotides. RefSeq lists its product as uncharacterized. The transcript has a single exon. Bases 39 to 404 code for a protein of 121 amino acids. Lineage: Eukaryota; Fungi; Mucoromycota; Mucoromycetes; Mucorales; Mucoraceae. The record is from RefSeq and is a predicted model, not a curated record.
UUUUUUAAUAAACAUUUUUUUUUUUUUUGGGUAGUGAUAUGGCAGGCCCAGGCACAAGAACGCUGCAUAGAAGAACAAGUUCGUUAAUGGAUGUGGCACCAACACUUGCUCGAUUUAUGAACCAAAUCAGUGAAGACUUUUCCGCACUUGCAGGGCCAGAAUCACAACGUACAGCUGUUACCGAAGAGGAGGAUGACGACGGGGAGGAGCUCUUUGAUUUUACCAAGGUCAUUGAAAUUGGAAAGAACAUGCGAAGCUUCAGUGAAGGAUUUGUAGGAAAUGGUAUACGUAUCUUGAAUGAUGUAGCGACUCGUAUCAAGACCAAUACGGAUGAAGACGAUCAAGAGGAGGAUGUGAAAGAAGAGAAUGAAGAAGGAAACUGGAUCAAUGAUUCUUAUAUUUAAUAAUAAAAUAAAAACUCUGUAUUUUUUUUUUAUACAUGUUUUUUUUUAUUUGGAAUAAAGGAUAAAGUUACAA